GGGACGCAAGAAUAAUAAUGACUGCCAUGUAUGAGGACAAAGCCAGGGAACUUCUGUGUGCGGCAUACAAAGUCGGACUGUAUGGUCCUAAGAUCGUAUGGGUGUUUGUUGGUUGGUUUUCUACAACCUUCUGGAAAAGAAGCCUUGAUAAUUUGGAAUGUUCAGAAGAAGAAAUGUCCAUGGCUGCUGAAGGUUCGUUUAUUACAGGACCUGUUUAUUCAAAUCCAAUUGAAGAAAGAGGAAUAGCAAACUUAACAGCAAAGGAGUUUGCAGACCGUUAUUACAUGCAUCCGUCUUACAAAGCGGAAUCAAAGAAUUACGAUUCAUUUGCCUACCAGUGUUACGACCAUAUUUGGGUUGUUGCCAUGGCUCUUAAAUGCACGAAUCUUAGACUUGAAGAAAUGGGUCAUGCGAAAACACUGGAUAUGUUCGAAUAUAUAGAUUCGGAUAUUAACGAGAUAAUAUUUCAGUGUAUAGGAAACACAUCUUUAAUCGGCGUUUCUGGUAGAGUAUCGUUCACAUCAGGAGCUGAUCCAAAUCGAAUUGUUAAAAUUGAAAGAAUCCAAGACAGUUUUCUCAUGUCUGUCAGAUCUAACUUAUUCUUCAACUCUGACAACUCUGUAAACAUCGUCAAUCCAAGAAUACAGCUAUCAUUGUCUAAAAGACGUUGCUUCACUCUCGGAAAGUUAUAG
Molecule: messenger RNA, 692 nt
Organism: Mercenaria mercenaria
Lineage: Eukaryota; Metazoa; Mollusca; Bivalvia; Venerida; Veneridae
Product: gamma-aminobutyric acid type B receptor subunit 1-like
Exons: 6
Coding region: 18-692 (224 amino acids)
Biological process (GO): G protein-coupled receptor signaling pathway; gamma-aminobutyric acid signaling pathway
Cellular component (GO): membrane; G protein-coupled receptor heterodimeric complex
Molecular function (GO): G protein-coupled GABA receptor activity
Source: RefSeq, a predicted model, not a curated record